Molecule: messenger RNA, 779 nt
Organism: Saccoglossus kowalevskii
Lineage: Eukaryota; Metazoa; Hemichordata; Enteropneusta; Harrimaniidae
Product: large ribosomal subunit protein uL22-like
Biological process (GO): cytoplasmic translation
Cellular component (GO): cytosolic large ribosomal subunit; ribosome
Molecular function (GO): structural constituent of ribosome
Source: RefSeq, a predicted model, not a curated record
CGCCCUCUUUCGUUUGGGUGUUCAGGUAGGGAAGGAAGUGUGAUUGUAUCCGACAAAAAUCGUUGCCAUCCUCCAUUAUACCGGUCCGAAAAUGCACAUUUCUACAGAAGAUAUAAACAACGAUAAUUAGCUAUUCCAUUGUUAACAUCUGUCAAAAUGACGCGCUAUUCACAGGACCCUGAGAACCCAACAAAAUCAUGUAAAGCGAGGGGUUCCAAUCUACGUGUCCAUUUCAAGAACACACGAGAAACCGCUCAAGCCAUCAAACGUAUGCACUUGAAGAAAGCUGUUAGAUACCUUAAAGAUGUGGUUAAUAAGAAACAGAUUGUUCCUUUUAGAAGAUACAACGGCGGAGUAGGACGUAAAGCACAGGUGAAAGCAUUUAACUGGACACAGGGUCGUUGGCCUAAGAAGAGUGCAGAAUUUUUACUACAGCUGUUGAAAAAUGCUGAGAGCAAUGCAGAAUUCAAGGGCCUUGACGUUGAUUCCCUCGUUAUUGACCAUGUUCAAGUUAACCGUGCCGCUAAAAUGAGGCGUAGGACAUACAGAGCUCAUGGUCGCAUCAAUCCUUACAUGAGUUCACCAUGCCACAUUGAAGUUAUCCUCACAGAAAGGGAACAGUAUGUCGCAAAACCAGAUGAAGAGGAGAAAACCAAGAAAAAGGUUUCCAAAAAGAAGAUGGCUAGACAGAAAAUGAUGCAGAGAGACUAAAUAUCUUUAUUGUAUAAGAGCGGAUACCUGUAAUCGUUUGUCCCAAUAAACUAACUGUUGGAACUACU